GCCGAUAAAGUGUUAAGCUCCAUUUAUAAGGGGUGUAAAUAUGAGCAGGGGUGUAAGCAAGAACUUCGUAUCCUGCUGCGCUUCUCUGAACUCAUUCGAAGCCGUGGUGUAGCUCGCAAGCGGCUGUCAUUUUUUCAUGACCAUUCAAUAAAAUAAAAAUCCGACUCGGAGGAUUACAGGGGGGAAAUAAGGCUCAGGUGCAACAUAUACAGGAUCAGCAUUUAUCAUUUAGGUGUUUUGAGCAACAUCCGUUCUCCAUGGCCGUUUCAAAGUCUAAAAUAACCAUAGGACUUUCAGUUGUCGGAGCUUUAGCGGUUGUUUUCGGGACUAUUCUUGUAUUUGUUGGACCACUUAUUAUCGACGAUCAAAUAAUUAAGAAUGUAGAAAUCAACCCGAAAAAUACUCUCUCCUACACUAUGUGGAAAGACAUUCCUGUACCAUUCUUUAUGUCUGUAUAUUGGUUCAAUGUUCUCAACCCUGAAGAGAUACUGGCAGGAGAGAAGCCCAUGGUUGAGCAAAGAGGUCCAUAUGUGUACAGUGAGAAGCGUUGGAAAGACAAUAUCACCUUUUAUGACAACAAAACAGUGUCUUAUCGUGAAUACCGACGAUAUUUCUUUGAGGAGAGCAUGUCUGUAGGCAACGAGUCUGAUGUGGUCACCAUCCCAAACGUUCUGGUGCUAGGAGCAUCAGUGAUGAUGGAGUUUUUGCCCGUUCAAGUUAGGAGAAUGAUAAGUUCCACUUUUACAUCUUUUAAAGAGGGCCCCUUUGUGACAAAAACAGUAGGCGAGCUUAUGUGGGGCUAUGAAAGCAAGAUGUUGAACUUUCUUAACACCAUUCUCCCUGGCAUGAUGCCAUUUAAAGGGAAGUUUGGACUAUUUGUUGAGUUUAACAACUCCAACACUGGGCUAUUUACUGUCUUCACGGGUCAGGAUAACAUCAGGGUAGUUCACAAAGUUGAUUCCUGGAAUGGUUUAAAGAAAGUAAACUACUGGAAAUCAGAGCAGUGUAACAUGAUCAAUGGUACAGCAGGGCAGAUGUGGCCACCAUUCAUGACCACAGAAUCCACUUUGCCAUUUUACAGUCCAGAUGCUUGCAGGUCAAUGGAGCUGGUGUAUCAGAGAUCUGGAACUUCACAAGGAGUCCCUGUAUAUCGUUUUGUGGCUCCAAAAACACUCUUUGCCAAUGGCUCUGAUUAUCCUCCAAAUGAAGGCUUCUGUCCAUGUAGAGAGUCAGGUCUUCUUUAUGUUGGCACUUGCAGGCACAACUCCCCUGUGUACAUUUCCCAGCCACAUUUCUACAAUGCUGAUCCUGCCCUUAUGCAUACUGUAAAUGGGCUUAACCCCAACGAGCAUGACCAUGGGCUCUUCAUUGACAUGCAUCCAAACACUGGAGUUCCUAUGAAUGUGUCCAUCAAGCUGCAACUUAACCUGUUAAUAAAGCAGGUAUUAGGAAUAUCGCAAACUGGUAAAAUAAAUGAAGUAGUGCUGCCCCUGCUUUGGUUUGGUGAGAGUGGCUACAUUGAUGGUCCUGUGCUCAAAACGUUCCGUAUGAACCUUGUAAUUUUACCAAUGGUGAUGGAGUAUAUGCAGUACAUCUUUAUUGCACUUGGACUGAGCUGUAUCAUAGGAACAGUGGCUCUGCACCUUAGUAAGAAGAUAGAAAAAAAACAGGGGACAGUUGAUCUCACAGAAGACAAAAGGGGAAGCAAUACAGACAUAAACCAUGGCCCUGCUCACAGCGAAAAGUAUAUUGAAAAAGAUACAAAUUAGGAUUUUACAGAAUGGUGCAGAAGUGAACCCAAGAUAUGUGGACAAUGAAACUCAAUUUGUACUGAUCAGGAAUUACAGCACUUCCCAAUAAUUAUUUUUACUGAAUUUCUUUGGCCUUAGAAUUAAAAAUAACAGGAAACUGAAGAUGGUGUUUGUAUUUGUGUAUGUUGGUGUGAGAGCAGCUUAAUCACAACUUUAAAAAAUUGGAAUUAGUUUAUAGCACUGUGGGUUUUUUUGUUUGUUUUUGUUAAAUUUUUAAUGUCUCUGUUCUGGCAUUUUCUUUGCAUGGGGUUUAAGUACAUUUAAAAGAUUUUUGCUAAAUCUUCAAAAGCUAUCUAUUGCUGUAUUAAUGCUUUUACAUACAAAAAUCUGUAAAAUAGUUUUAGACCAAGUACACUCCUUCAUAUCAUCUGUAUUCCCUGGCAGUGCAAAAUUAGUUACGGAAUGGUUUGAGGAAGAUAGAGUUCAUGUUUACUUUAGACUUUACCUUCACAUUUCAUAGAUCUCAAUCUGAUUGAGCAUUUCUGGAAUGUGCUGAAAUAAACAGAGAGAAAUAAACAAACUUUAAAAUUAA
Messenger RNA from Silurus meridionalis, 2343 nucleotides. RefSeq names its product scavenger receptor class B, member 1 (gene scarb1). Gene Ontology annotation, cellular component: cytoplasm; caveola. Lineage: Eukaryota; Metazoa; Chordata; Actinopteri; Siluriformes; Siluridae. The record is from RefSeq and is a predicted model, not a curated record. The transcript is spliced from 14 exons. Gene Ontology annotation, biological process: plasma lipoprotein particle clearance; cholesterol import; cholesterol efflux. Gene Ontology annotation, molecular function: lipid binding; low-density lipoprotein particle binding; scavenger receptor activity. Bases 258 to 1769 code for a protein of 503 amino acids.